GCCAUGUCGUGCUACAGCCCGUGCCUGCCCGCUGCCUGCGGCCCAACCCCGCUUGCCAACAGCUGCAACGAGCCGUGCGUCCUGCGCUGCGCCGACUCCAGCGUUGCCAUCCAGCCCUUGCCAGUGCUGGUGACGCUGCCGGGCCCGAUCCUCAGCUCCUUCCCGCAGAGCACAGCCGUGGGAUCCAGCGCCUCGGCUGCCGUGGGCAGCUCUCUCAGCGCUGCCAGCGUGCCCAUCGCUUCUGGGGGCUCCCUGGGGCUGGGGGGCUAUGGCUGGGCAGGGCUGGGCCGGGGGCUCGGCGGGGCUCUGGGACGUGGCAAUCUCUUAUGCUGAAGCCCGUGCAUUG
This is a messenger RNA of Neopsephotus bourkii (Bourke's parrot), 346 nucleotides long. RefSeq names its product beta-keratin-related protein-like. Gene Ontology annotation, cellular component: intermediate filament. The record is from RefSeq and is a predicted model, not a curated record. The coding region runs from base 4 to 333 and encodes 109 amino acids. Lineage: Eukaryota; Metazoa; Chordata; Aves; Psittaciformes; Psittacidae. The transcript has a single exon. Gene Ontology annotation, molecular function: structural constituent of cytoskeleton.